Molecule: messenger RNA, 870 nt
Organism: Cryptomeria japonica (Japanese cedar)
Lineage: Eukaryota; Viridiplantae; Streptophyta; Pinopsida; Cupressales; Cupressaceae
Exons: 1
Coding region: 6-464 (152 amino acids)
Molecular function (GO): protein dimerization activity
Source: RefSeq, a predicted model, not a curated record
UAUAAAUGCCAAUUUGUAUGCUUGCAGAUCUGUGGUGGGAAGAUUAUGGUGCCACAACGCCUAAUCUUCAAAAGCUUGCAAUCCGCAUAUUAUCUCAGCCUUAUAGUGCUUCUGGUUGUGAGCGCAACUGGAGUGUCUUUGAGGCCAUUCACACAAAAAAGCGCAAUAGGUUGACUCAGAAGCACUUGAAUGACCUUGUAUAUGUGCGGUACAACCUUCGACUGCAUGAAAAGAGGGUACAAGGGAACAAUUCAUAUGACGCACUUGACAUUGAUGAGAUUGAUCCAUACACAGCAGAUUGGAUUGUUGAACCUGAUGAUGCUACUGGUGAUAUUGAUGUGGAUGCAUUUAUCACUGACGCUCAAUUAAAUGAAAUGGAGAGGGAGGCAGCUGAAUGGGCGGCAGAGGUGGCAGAAUGUGAGGAGGCGGGAGAUGAGUUUGUUGAUCCAGAAGAGGCAGAUUAAUCACCGGUUAAGGAUAUUGCAGCAGCAGCAGCUGCAACACCAUCUACUUCAGCACCCACUCAGCGGCAACAGAGUUUUUUGAGCUUUAGUUGCAAACACAAUCUAUGAUUUUCAGUUUUCAAUGAUAUGAAACCAUGAACUUAAUAUGUAUUCAGACUUCACUGAUUUGUUUUGUGGUCUAGGCUCUACAAUAUGGAUUUGACUCAAUCGUAUUUACUAUUUACUAUUUAGAACUUGAACUUGUUUUUUUGGUAUAUCACUUUGCUAUAUGCCAUAUGGUAUAUCACUUUGCUAUAUGCCAUAUGGUAUGUAUUUGACUCAAAGUCUCAAACUAUGAUUUAUAUAUGAUGGAAACCAGUAAUAUGCUAUUGUGUUCUAUAAAUUUAGUGUAUACAUGUGUUUUUUU